This is a messenger RNA of Striga hermonthica, 1597 nucleotides long. NCBI's taxonomy places the organism in Eukaryota, Viridiplantae, Streptophyta, Magnoliopsida, Lamiales, Orobanchaceae. The record is from the annotation of a GenBank genome assembly.
CCAUAAAAUCCGCGAGCACGCGAGCAGUAGACAGACGUGGGCGCACGAGGGCACGACACUCUCCAUGGCGUGAAGUAAUCCGCGAGUUCGUGGACGUUGGUAGGGCGUGUAUGGACACGGACUCUCGACGUCGCGCUGCUUUCCGCGUGUGCGCGAGUUGUGGCGGGCGGCGUGCGUGGGGGAUGUGGCUCUCAACAUCGCGGAUAGAUCCGCGAGCUCGCGAGUGUGGGAUGGGUGAGCUGCGUGUGGUAUUCUCGACCUCGCCACCUUUUCCGCGAGUGCGCGGCAUGCGGGGAGUUGCAGUAGUGCGGGCUCUCAAUCGCGCCAAGGAAUCCGCGAGGUCGCGGCUGGGGAUGUGCGCAUGGUUGGCUGCUGCUUGCGUCCGCGGGGUCGUGGAGAGUGGCGCGAGCACGCGAGUGAGCCUAAUCCCGUCGACUCUCACGAACUCAUUUCGUGAGCUUCUUUUUCCAAACGAGGUUUCCGGACGAGAUGAUCUAGGUUUAACCUCGAGGGGUUUCCCCGAGUUUUCUAGACCGGUUUCCCAGGCUCAUUAUCCCAAUCCACGAAUGGCUCGGAAUAAGAGGAGCCUAAUCCGUACUUCCUCGCGAACUCACUUUUUAUUCUCCUUUUCCUUUUUUUUUGUAGGGAGAGGCACACAAGGAUACAUCACAAUUACAAUACAUAAUCAUCUCAACUCGAUCGAAAUGUACCACAAGUGUAUAGAUAACACGUUUACAACGAUAACACACGUUCACGUGAAAGCGCAAAAAUCAGACCUCAAAGUCCUUGUCGAUCCCCGCCAUGGUCCGACACAACGAACUCCAUUGUAUGCAACGCAUAAUCGAUUAUCGGCGUUUGCCGUAACUAGGUACCUACAAACUCAAAUCCCGGUAAAAACACAAAUAUGUGGCACGCCCGGCAAGACGUGCCUAAAACACACAAGUCGAACCCAAAUAUCUCAAUACGACUACUCCGGCAAGAGUAGUAAUCCAAGCACAACGAAUAUAAUGAAGGUACGGAAAUACAAAUCGAAAUCGAGACGGGCUUUCGUAGCUGGACUGAGAUUCGAUCUAGCCGCAGAAGUCCGAUUGGAGCGGUCGGAUACGAUGCAUAACGCCAUGGAGGUGGCCCGCCGACGAGAAGACCAUCUAGACGCUACGCGAAGGGGACGGGCGGAUAUGCGAUACACCGACACGCGGCGCACGGGGCCAAACCCAGCCACGGCCGGCACACGGCCGAGCGUCGGCAAUCGGCCAGCGGGGUCGAUAGUAAGGCGACUGUCUCCCGAGGAAGUUAAACGUCGACGAGAGAAAGGCUUAUGUUUUAAAUGCGAAGAGAGGUUUACACCGGGUCAUCAGUGUAAACAAGCCUUUGUGAUCGAGGUUGCUAAUCCCGAUGAGGAAGGAUCUGAGAACGAGGAGGAACCACAUCAGGAUAUCGUAGUUGAAGGGCCUGACGAAGAAGCGGAAAUUUCAAUGCACGCGAUGGCUGGGAUACGAGGCCCUCGAACGAUGCGGUUGCCGGCCUGGGUCAAGGAUCGAAAGGUAGUGGUGCUAGUGGACAACGGGUCAUCACACAACUUCAUCAAUGCCGAGUU